AUGAGUCUACGCCAAGUACGCCCGCAGAUUGACGACUACAGCGACGUCGAGGACGAGGACGAGCUCAUGGACGAUGAUGCGCCCUCUGACGAGGACAAUGCAAGCGACGUGGACGACGACGACGACGACGACGACGAGAGCGCAUCCGGCUCCGGCAGUGACCAAGAAGACCACGACGCUGAAGACGACGCCUCAUCAGACGGGGGGGAAUCAGAGCCCGAGGAAACCGCCACCUCGGCCCUCUCCAAGAUCUCCUUCGGCACACUCUCCAAAGCCGCCACCUCCCUGCGGCAAUCCCGCCCCAAAGCCGCCGCCGCCGCCGCCGCCGCCGCCGCCAACCCCACCUCCGCGCGCGCGCUCGCCGUCAAAGCCCAACUCACCGCGCUCAAGUCUGGCGACGCACCGCCGCCCAAGGAGAAGAAAGCGCGCAAGACGCGCGAGGAGCUCAAGCGCACGUCCAAGCACGCGCCGCAGGAGGUGUCGUCGAAGCGGGCCGUGACGCGGCGGCGCGAGGUGGUAGCGCCGCUGGUGCCGGCGGGGCUGAAGCCGCGGGACCCGCGGUUCGAUAGCGCUGUCGGGGGCGUGUUUGACGAGCGGGUGUUUAAGCGCAAUUAUGAGUUUCUGGAGGGCUAUCGGGAGGAGGAGGUGCGCGUGCUGAAGAGGGAGAUGGAGAGGGAGAGGGAUGGGGGGAGGAGGGGGGAGAUGGAGAGGGUUGUGAGGAGUAUGGAGUCCAAAAAGCAACAACAGGCGCAAAAAACACGUAGCGAAGAGCUGAUGCGCGAGCACAAGAAGAAGGAGCGCGAGAUGAUCAAGCAAGGCAAAAAGCCCUUCUACCUCAAGAAAACCGAGCAGAAGAAGAUGCUCCUCCUGGACAAGUACAGCAAGCUCAACCCCAAGCAGCUCGACAAGGUCGUCGAGAAGAAGCGCAAGCGCAAGGCGCAGAAGGAGCACAAGAACAUUCCGUAUGCGCGGCGGGAGGCGUAG
This is a messenger RNA of Morchella sextelata, 984 nucleotides long. RefSeq lists its product as uncharacterized. Gene Ontology annotation, cellular component: 90S preribosome; nucleolus. The transcript has 4 exons. Gene Ontology annotation, biological process: maturation of SSU-rRNA from tricistronic rRNA transcript (SSU-rRNA, 5.8S rRNA, LSU-rRNA). Bases 1 to 984 code for a protein of 327 amino acids. The record is from RefSeq and is a predicted model, not a curated record. Lineage: Eukaryota; Fungi; Ascomycota; Pezizomycetes; Pezizales; Morchellaceae.